Salvelinus fontinalis (brook trout) is the source of this 6371-nucleotide messenger RNA. Its product is annotated as claudin-20-like. Gene Ontology annotation, cellular component: plasma membrane; bicellular tight junction. The coding region runs from base 1244 to 2185 and encodes 313 amino acids. Gene Ontology annotation, molecular function: structural molecule activity. Lineage: Eukaryota; Metazoa; Chordata; Actinopteri; Salmoniformes; Salmonidae. The transcript is spliced from 3 exons. Gene Ontology annotation, biological process: cell adhesion; bicellular tight junction assembly. The record is from RefSeq and is a predicted model, not a curated record.
UGAGCCUCCACCACUGAACAUACUGCCACACUGCCGCCUGACAGCCUGAGGAGAGAAGGAACACACUUCAGAAGCGUGCCUACUGCUUACUCUUCACAAGAAAAAGGCCUCGGAAGAGAAGCUGUGUUGGAAGAGAAGUAAAUGUUGGUCUCAGCAGUGGGUGGAUUAAAGAAGGAGUGGAUGACAGAGGAAUGGGGAAUGGCUGAUUUUAGAACUAUCUCUGGGGGCAGAGUGCAGGAGGACUGGAGGCUGGGCUCCACAGAUAACACAGCCCACUGGCAGCAGCUCCUCUGAACUGAGAAACUGUUGAAGGCAGUGCCUGGUCCACCACCUCCUCCACUUUCUCCUCUCAAAACUCCCUCUGCCUGCCUACUACAGUAUCACUAUACUCUCUUGUCUGCCAGCCGCGUGCUCUUUUCUCUACCCAGACCAAUAGAGGGGGAUUGCCAUUCCACAAAGACCACAGCAGCAGCGGCAGACCGACAGACAGGCAGGCAGGUGUGCUCUGCUCUCUGGCAUGCUCCAACACAGCUGGGUCUCUUCAGCCAUCAGUGGAUCAGCCGACUCCUGCCUCCUGCCAUUCAUCCAUGAUAUGACUGGGAUCCUCCUGGGGCCUCCUGGAUCUACAGCGCAAAGGGAAGGGAACUCUGCCGCUACCUCACCGAGGUGCAUGAAUUGAGGAGCAAACUGAAGUGAAAAGAGGAAAUUCAGCAACUCUUGGAGGACAGAGAGAGAGAGAGAGAGAGAGAGAGAGAGAGAGAGAGAGAGAGAGAGAGAAGCAGAGAACAGGGAGACUAGCUUCACGAAAAGGCUUGGAAUCUAGGAGCUCCACCACAGAUGACCAGAGCGUUGGCAUACUGGGAUACUGUACUUGUGACCAGGAUAGUUUUUUCUUUGUUCAAGACUCAACUAGCACUCGCUGACCUGACAUACUCACAUACACGUGUGUGUGUGUGUGUGUGUGUGUGUCUGCAAAUCCCUCAGACACAGGGGAAACGUUCCAUUGUGAGUUGUCCGACUGGAUGGAUAGAAUAGCGACAACAUUGAGAAGAGACUGACGCACCAUGGCACGCUGUCCAAGACACACAAAAGCCCACUGGAGCCUGCACUGAGGAAUUAUCUGCUGUCAGGACCCGCGCCUGCACCAGGGCGAUAGGGAGAGACGGAGCCAAGGAGCCAGGCUCAGGCCACCGCAAGGUGAGGGUGCCGCCGUGCCGGAGAGGAGGAGACUCGCAACUCGCCGAUGGCGUCCUCCGCCAUGCAGAUCCUCGCCUUUGCCCUGGCGCUACUGGGCGUCCUGGGCGCCACUGUGGCCACGCUGCUGCCCAACUGGAAGGUGAGUGCCGACGUGGGCUCCAACAUCAUGACUGCCAUAUCCCAGAUGCAGGGGCUGUGGAUGGACUGUACCUGGUACAGCACCGGCGUGUUCAGCUGCACCUUGAAGUACUCUGUUCUUUCACUGCCUGCCUACCUGCAGACCGCCCGGACCACAAUGGUUCUGUCGUGCAUGAUGGCUUGCCUUGGCCUCUGUCUCGCUGCCCUGGGGCUCAAAUGUACCCGCUGGGGGGGCAGUCACCGGGCAAAGGGGCACGCGGCCAUCGGGGCGGGGGGUUGCUUCAUCCUGGCUGGCAUCCUCUGCUUGGUGCCCGCUUCCUGGUUCACCAACGAGGUCAUCACCACCUUCCUGGACUCCAACGUACCCGAGAGCAGUAAAUACGAACCUGGGGGCGCCGUGUACGUGACCUUUGUCUCUGCCGGCCUACUGCUGGCCGGUGGGGUCAUCUUUUGUUUGUCGUGUCCCGGGAAAAGAGAGGGGCAGUUGGACUACACCUCGACAUCCACCUCGACCACCUUUCCUGACAAACUACUGCAGCAGCAGAUAAACCAGGAGCAAAUAGAGCGCGACCAGCUCCAGCGUGACCUGAUACUGCGGGAGCAACUGCAGCGGGGGCAGAAGGACUUUGAACAGCAGACGUCGCCUAAUGAGCAGUCAAGCCGCGAGCAGCUACAAUGGGGUGACAAAGGGCCCCAGGAUGAGGCCCAAGCAGCUGACGAAAUCCAGCAAGAGGAGCAUCUACAGGAGAAGCUGCUACAUGAGGACAAGGGAACGCAACAGUUCUACUCUCCAUCCAGAGUCCCUCCAAAAGACGCCCGGGCUGGCUACAGCCUGCAGGACUAUGUUUAAUAUGUUUUAUCCCUAAACCCCGCUAUUGUUAGUGGGGUGGAGGGAGAAUCCUGAGGCCAAUCUACUGGCUGCCUUUGUGAGAGGGAGAGAGUGGAGGAGAGAAAAAAGGGUGAGGAAGGUAAUGACUUUGACAGCCUUAUCGCCCCCUCUCAUCUCUCUUGCUUCUGUAAGCGCAAGCAGUAAAGGUAUUCCCAAAGUCUUGGAGAAAGGCAGCUUGUGGAUCCAGAAUCCUGGGGUAAAUGCCUCCUUGACUGCUGCUGUGGUGGGCGGAAAGACACAAGGGUGGGGUAGAGGAGAGGUGUCAUAAAAAUGCACAAGUGCAGUACAAGUAUUGUAUAGCCUGUGACAAGUUCCUUUAAAAACGGACGCGGAGGCUUUUCCAUACCAAAGGUUUCAAUGAGAAAACAGUGCUGGUGAUAAUUAGCUGCUAACAAUAUGACAUCGUUUGCAUAGCAAGUUACCCACUGGGCACACACUGGUUGAAUAAACAUUGUUUCCAUGUCAUUUCAAUGAAAUUACGUUGAACCAACUUGGAAUAGACGUUUAAUUGAGUAGCGUCGAUGUGUCUGAAAAACGAAGAUGUUCUUUGCAAGCUUGCAUCUCUUCGAGCCCCAUUUGCUUUGUGAGAUUAAAAUAAUCAUCCUCCAUCCUAUUUUCAAAAGAUAAACAGACUGAUUGAUAUUCAGUCUUCUUGGCAUGCUUGUUAAAUAAUGCAGCUCGUGAAAUUAUCCGUAGCUUGUUAAAUAAUGCAGUGGAAUGGAGAGUAGUUACUAAAACAUAACUACCAAAGCAUGUGCCUAAAAUGUGUUUGUAGAACUUCGACUGUUUGUAAAAGGAGAAUUACAGAAGACUAAAGAAAUGAAAAGGAACAUCGGAUACCCACCAAUACCAUACACACACCUCCAGUCCACCUUGGAGGGGAAUAACGCACAUGGCAGCAGGGCAGACUUAGUGAUUUGGAGAGCUAAGGCAGAGGCCAGUCUGAGCCCCUGUCCUGUAGUUUUAACUGUAAAAAUGUAUUACCUUUUAAUGUGCCAUGAACACAACCAGUCAUGAUGUUGCCAUCUGAUUGUCAAACAAAUCACAUCAAAAGUAGGGUCCAUUCGCACGUUCAUCCAAAAAUAAUUCCAGCAUCCGAACAGUGCGCAGUGCACCCACCAACUUUCCUUAAAUUAGCAAGUGGCUAAAACGAUCUCACCAGAGAAAGCAUCCGAGCGAGCAAAACAGCACCCCUCUGUCUUACUAUAUGUAACCCAUGUAUCUGAUGCUAUCUGGACAAAAAGAGUAUGACAUGACAUAAUCUUUUUAUCCAGGCAGAAUCAGAUAGUGUCGAUAGAAAGACGACAACCCCUAGGAUUUCUGCACAUUUUAUUGUGUUACAAAGUUGGAUUAUAAUGGAUGUAAUUGUUGACAAAAAAAAAUCAACACUAAAUGCUGUGUAAUGUUUUUUUUUAAUGAUUACAUAAAAUGUAAACACUAAUAUUUAGUGAUUUUUCCUGUGCUUAGCUCCAUCCCGUUUCUUUUCAUCCUGAAAAACUCCCCAGAUGUCAAGCAUACCCAUACCAUGAUGCAGUCACCACCAUGCUUGAAAAUAAGGAGGCAGUUACUCAGUGAUGUGUUGUGUUGGAUUUGCCCCAAACAUAAGGUUAUGCAUUUAGGCCAAAACUUUCAUUCCUUUGCCUCGUUUUUUUGGCAGUAUUGCUGUAGUAUUUUGUUGCACACAUAUGCAUGUUUUGCAAUAUUUUUAUUCUGUUUAUUUGUAUUCCUCUUUUCACUCUCAUUUAGGUCAUUAUUGUGGAGUCACUACAGUGUUGUUGAUCCAUCCUCAGUUUUCUCCCAUCACGGCCAUCUACCAAUCACUGCCCUUUCUAAAUGAGGCUUUCCAAAAGCUCCCUGGUCUUUGUAGUUUAAUCUGUGCUUGAAAUUCAAUAGACUGAGGGACCUUACAGAUGUUGUAUGUUUGGGGGACAUAGGACGGGGUAGUCAUUCAAAAAUCAUGCCAACCCCUAUUAUUUCACACAGAGUGAGUAAAUAUAAGUUCUGUGUUUUGUUAAGCCACAUUUUACUUCUGAACUAAUUAAGGUUUUUCCUAAACAAAGGGGGGUGAAUACUAAUGCAACGACUAUAUUUGAGUUAUUUCAUUUUGAUUAAUUUGUACAAAAUGUGUAGAAUUGUCUUUUCACGUUGACAUUAUGGAGUAUUUUGUGUAGAUCAAUUGAACAUUUUUAAUUUUUUACAAUUCAAUGUAUUUCAAUCCCACUUUGUGAUGCAACAAAAUGUGAAAAUACUUCAAGGAGGUGUAGACUUUCUAUAGGCACUGUACAUGGGCUACACAUACAUGUCCUCUGCCUUGACGAUGAUAGCAGUAUUAUCAGCAGCAUCUGUCUUUUUACUAAAGAAAUGCGUAUUUGUAUCCCCCUAGAGUCAAAGGGCCCAGUCUUGGUUUCUACUAAGCUAACAUAUGGAAUUGUUUUAAGAUGGUCAUACCAAGGAUAAUUUAUAUAUUUGAUUUGGAAUUUUAAAGACCCCUGUAGGUAUUAAAAUAAACUGCUUACUGCUACUAGCCAAUAGAAACACAUUGAAUAACAGAUUCAUACAUAGAAAAACAGAUCGUAAAAAAAGUUUCAAAACGAUUCCUAACUCCUAAUAUGGAGUUGCACAAUCCAUGUCUCAAUUGUCUCAAGGCUUAAAAAUCCUUCUUUAACCUGUCUCCUCCCCUUUAUAUACACUGAUUGAAGUGGAUUUAACUUUCAUAGCUUUCACCUGGAUUCACCUGGUCAAAAUAUGUAAUGGAAAGAACAGGUGUUCUUGAAUGUUUUUUUUUCACUCAGUGUAUGUUUUGAAGUGUUUGUCCUAUGUCUGAGAGAUAUAAGAAACAUCAGAAAAAGAAAAAAAUAGAUUUACUGUGGAAUUACCCGUAAACUUUUACGUGGAAAUGCCCUGUUCACCUCCACCUCAAACCUCCUCCUGGUUUGACAAACACUGCUGUAGGUCGGCCACCUUCCACCACAGGAAGGCUGGCGGAUCAUAGACAUUAAAACCAGUGGCGAAUGUGGUGGAUUGAGACGCAGCCCAUGCAAAAAAACAAAAAAACAUCUCUAGCUUAAACAGACAAAAAAAUUUUUUGCCUUGAGCAGAGCUUGGGGGGGGGCUGAAAAAAGUAUGUUAAAAAAAGUAUAUAUAUAUUUUUUUUUAUGCCCAGCGAUGAUGUUAGGCCUGAGGCAAUUUCCUCUUCUGCCUAAUGGUAAGUCCGCCAGUGCAUGGCAGCGCAGGCUGUCGGAGAUAAUGAUCCUCUUUGCUUUCCCAUUAUCGCCUCGCUACGGCUAGAUGCACACUACUCAUUUACUGCACACCCCCCUGAACACACACACACACACAAAAGAUACACACACAUACACUCUCGUCCUUACUCUCUCUGCCUCGCCCCCUAGCUCCCUCCCUCCCUCUCUAGCUGCGAGGCUAAAAGGAUCUUGUACCCAAUAAUCUUUACGGCAUGUGUCCUUCACAGAGGGUUCUAAUCUACCUGGAACCGAAAAACGUUAUCCUUUGGGGACGGACAACCCAAAAAAAACUUUUGGAACCAUUUUUUUCUAAGAUUGUGGGUCUAGAUUGCAGUGUUGCUCUUGUUUUGGAAAAGAGACGUCAUGGCAAUAAAAAUCCAGAUUUUUUUGGUAGGUUUUUUGUGCCAUUGUGUGUUUACCUCACUUGACAGGACAUAUGCUCUGUUUUUUCCCUACCUGUAUGUGAGAGAACAAAAAUAAAUACAAUGGCUCCACUGGGAAAAGGUUUCCUGAUUUGAGAGGGUUUGUUUCACAAAGCUGACCCCCCCCCCCCCCAAAAUACAAAUAUACAAAUAUCUAGGAAGACAAAUAUCUAGGCUCGAUUUUAGAAUAAUACUUGAUAAUGCAUGUGCUUUCACUUUUUAAACAGGGAAUAUUAACUAUUUGAUGAAAUAUGGUUUACAUGUAUUUUCCCUCUUUGAGAAUGGUCUGCUUUAUGAUGAUUAAGGGCAUAACUUUGAUGAGUGUGAAUUUACUGUGGAUAUCAGGUUCUUAUUAAAAUAAUGAUUCCAUGUGAUUGUCAAUCCACAAGUCAUUUCAACUUUAGCGAUUGUUAAGAAUGUUUUUGAUUGUUAAUUGCUAAAAAAAAUUGCAAAAAAUAAAUCAAUGAUUUGUUAAGCUGUCAA